AAUGUCAAUGAUAGAAUAUUACAGCAGGAUUCAAAUGUCUGAGGAGUAGUGGUGAGAGCAUAGGAUUCGCAAUAGAGCGUCAGGUGAGGCCCACCGUGGCCUAUGCACCAUGCACUUACUCCUCCGAGUCCAUAUACCAUUUAGCACAUAACAAAAAUAGUAUAUUAUAGCUAAUAGCGCAUAUCAAAAUAGAAACAAGAAUGAGCCCAAACGUUGGGUGCGUGCGGAAUCACUAACCAGGAAUGACUUGUGGACAAGUGUGGCUCCGUUCCCAGUCUCCCGUGUCAAUUGAUUGCGCCAUGCGAGACCUGCAAGACGACACCGGCCAAUGUAACGCACCCACAAAGCGCCUCCCGACAAAUCCUCACCUUUCCUCAUUUUGUUGUGUGUGUGUGCACCCGAUGAGCUUUGGGUUACUUCAAUCAUCCACCUUUGACCGAGACCUCCCCACCGCUUACCUGUUCGAAUACGUUAAUUGAUGGGGAAUCGAAGAUUUUUGAUGGAGCUUCAGCAGUACCACCGGUCGUCGAAAAAGCCACCUUCUUCUCCUGCAACAUUAUAUAUGCUCCCGUCGCUCUUCGCCCUUCGCCCGUAGUCUCUUCGAGCACCUGUAAGCACAGAGUAAACAGAAGCGAAGGUUCGAGCCGAGGUGGUGUUCUCGCCGCGGGUGCCACGAUGGGGAGGAAGGAAGAGCGACCGGGGCAAGCGUUGGAGGUGAAGAUACCGAGCCUGUUCCGGUGCCCCAUCUCGCUGGACGUGAUGCGGUCACCGGUGAGCCUGUGCACGGGCGUAACCUACGACCGCGCCUCCAUCCAACGGUGGCUUGAAUCCGGGAACACCACGUGUCCGGCCACGAUGCUCCCACUCCCCUCCACCGACCUCGUCCCCAACCUCACCCUCCAGCGCCUCAUCCACCUCUGGUCCUCCUCCGCCGCCCCUGCCCCUCUCGUCCCCCGCCGCCUCGCCAGGGACCUCCUACACGAGCUCUCUUCCGCCUCUAUCGCCGCUGGCGACGAUGAUCCCGUGCCCCCGCUCCUCAAGCUCGCCGAGUUCUUCUCCGCCAACGAUGUCGAACCGAUCGAGAAGAACGACCUCGUCGGUGUCGGCGGAUGCACUUCCGUUCUCGCUUCCAUUCUUGUGCGGAAGGACUCUAUGUUGGAGAGCUCGGUGGCGGUGGCAAGGGUCUUCGCCUUGAUCCUGACCUCCGAUUUCAUCGACGGCUGCAAUAAGAAGAUCGCGAUCGCCGACCUCGUCUCCGAUAUCGACCGAUCGGUUUCGGCUUUGAUUCGAGUAUUGAGGGAUGGCGACAGCUUGGAGUCGCAGAUCGAUGCGGCGAGUGUUCUCGAUGCGAUCAUUGCCGCGUCUGAUUCGGAAUUCAAGGUCUUGAUAGCCGAGAAGGAGGAGCUCGUCAGAGAGCUGAUCCGGCUGAUCGGUCCGUCCGACGAGAAGGGAGCGACUAUGGACCGCCGGGCGGUCGAGGCGGGGCUGGGGUGUCUGGCCGGGAUCUCGGCCGCGAAGCGGGCCCGGCCGCGGAUGGUCCGCGCGGGGGUGGUGCCAGCGCUGGCGCGCGUGUUGAGGGCGGAUCCAGCGGUGGCUCCGCCGGCGACGGCGAGGCGAGCGCUGCGGGUUAUGGAAGCAGCCGCCGGGUGCGCGGAGGGCCGAGCGGCGAUCUGCGAGGACGGGGCAGAUGCGGCGACGGCGGUGGUGGGGAGGAUGGUGAAAGCCGGGAGGGAGGGUGGGGAGGCAGCGGUGGCUGUGCUCUGGAGCGUGUGCCACGCGUUCCGUGACAGGCGGGCGGUGGAAGCGGUGGCGGCGACGGAGGGAGGGGCGACGAAGCUGCUGCUUCUGAUGCAGACCGGGUGCUCUCCGGCGGCGAGAGAAAUGGCGGCAGACUUGCUCAAAAUCUUCCGUGUCAGCUCCAACUGCUUCCUCGCGGGGUACGAUACCAAUACCAUCCAUAUCACGCCCUUCUGAAACAUAAAACAAAAACCAAUCGAUUCUCUCUUGUCGAGUGUUACGAGAAACAUAUUUUGAAAACACAUGUAAAUGGACGCCAAUUUUUGAUAGAUGAAGAAAUCAUACAAAAGAAAUAUCGUGAAUUUUGUCGUGGUCCUUUUUGUUCUCUAAAUUGUGAAAAUAAUUGGGAAACAAUUUUUGUUCUCUAA
Musa acuminata subsp. malaccensis (wild Malaysian banana) is the source of this 2165-nucleotide messenger RNA. RefSeq names its product U-box domain-containing protein 27-like. The record is from RefSeq and is a predicted model, not a curated record. Lineage: Eukaryota; Viridiplantae; Streptophyta; Magnoliopsida; Zingiberales; Musaceae. Gene Ontology annotation, biological process: protein ubiquitination. Gene Ontology annotation, molecular function: ubiquitin protein ligase activity.